AUGGUCAGCGAAAAUCUCAAAACCGCAUCUUGGUUCUUCUUCGACCUAGACGACACCCUGCACGAGUUCCGCAACGCAUCUUCUGCCGCCGUUGACGCAGUCCUGCAGCUCGUCAUCCAACAGCAAGCAACGCCAGAACGCGCUCCUGUCACGCACAUGGCGCAAAUACUUGACAUGUACGAAAAGACUUUGACUGCGCAUUUGGUAUUGAAGCCUGGCGUGGUAUCACUCCUCGAGUCGCUCAAGCAACGGGGCAAAUGCGUGGCCAUCGUUACGGAAGGCCCUCAAGACGCCCAAGAACGUGCCGUAACUGCAUUAGGAUUAACACCGUACUUUGACCGCCUGAUCACUACGAAUGCGUUUGGUGUGGCAAAGGUCGAUGGGUUGUUUGAAAGGGCAUUGGAGGCUUUGCAAAUCAAAGGCGGGGACGCGGUGAUGGUUGGUGAUAGCUGGGACCGAGAUGUGGUGCCUGCAGGAAACGCAGGCAUAGGGUGCGUGUGGUAUGCGGAGAAAGAGGGGGAGAGAGAAUUAUUGCGGACAAGUCAUGUCCAAUCGCUUGGGAAGCGCUGA
Exserohilum turcica Et28A is the source of this 570-nucleotide messenger RNA. RefSeq lists its product as uncharacterized. The transcript is spliced from 3 exons. The record is from RefSeq and is a predicted model, not a curated record. Bases 1 to 570 code for a protein of 189 amino acids. NCBI's taxonomy places the organism in Eukaryota, Fungi, Ascomycota, Dothideomycetes, Pleosporales, Pleosporaceae.